Nerophis lumbriciformis (worm pipefish) is the source of this 1086-nucleotide messenger RNA. Lineage: Eukaryota; Metazoa; Chordata; Actinopteri; Syngnathiformes; Syngnathidae. The record is from RefSeq and is a predicted model, not a curated record.
AUGCUUGCGUGUACAGAGAUGAUUACGAUGUGUUUGCAAUCAGCCAAGCGUCAACAUCUCAGCAAACAGCAGCAGCAGGAGUGUGACCACAACCACAACCGGACCGCAUCGCUUUUUCACGAUAUAUUUCGCAGGGCUGACAAAAAUGAUGAUGGAAAGCUGUCCAUGGAGGAAUUCCAGUCAUACUUCAGUGAUGGGGUCCUUACGGAUGAGCAGAUGAAAGAGCUUUAUCGCUCAAUCGACAGGCAGAAUGCAAACAACAUGGACAUUGAAAAACUCUCAGAGUACUUCAGCCCACAUGUGGGGGAGUAUGUCAACGUACUGUCUGCACUUGAGAAGCUAAAUGUGGCUAUUUUAAAGGCAAUGGAUAAAACGAAAGAGGAUUAUCAGGGGUCCUCUGUGCUGGGUCAGUUUGUGACUCGCUUCCUGCUUAGAGAGACUUCCACCCAGCUGCAGUCCCUGCAGUCCUCACUUGACUGUGCUAUGGAAGCUGUCCAUGACCAAGGCUGCACAGGCAGGAAGUCAGUGAGGAAGCCGGAGGACCUGCCUAUCCAGAAGGUAACCAAACGUCCGAGCCGACGAAUCCAGAAGAACAUGUGUCUCUCACCAACAGACCCUUACUCUGGCAUGCUGACCACAGGGGUCAGUGUGGAGUCUGAUUACCACUGGGGCUCCCAGGUCGACCAGUUGGAGCAGCUCAUAGACAAGCUGGAGUGUGAGAGUCCACAACUUGAACCUCUCAAAGAAGACACACUGGCAGGAACUUACAAGUCGAACAUUCUCCUGGUCCAAAGACAGAUGUCUGUUAAGGAGCGUGAUGUGGAACGAUUCCAGCAUGCUCUUAAGAUCUACACGGAUGCCACCAGCGGACAGCAAAGCAACCUGCACAUUUCAGUCCAAAACCUGCCUGACAGAUCGUGCUUCAUCAUGUACGAAUUUUGGCAGGAUCGUCUCUCCUGGAUGAGCUUCUUGCAGUCAUCCAUCAGUAAGACCUUCCAGCGUGGCAUUAUUGAUGCACUGGAGGAGCAAGAGAUCGUCUCCAUGAUGCUUCUCCCAGCUUCCUGGUGGAUUAUGAACAACAACUGA